CGCUUUCGGGUUUCUCUGUCCUUUCGCCUCUGCUGCAACCUCAGCCCCAAACACAUGGUUCUCGUUCACCCAAAGUCGGGCGACGCCAGAACUGCAUAGACCAACCGGCUAAGGAACGAUUGGUUUACUGGCAAGCCGUCAAAAUGCCUGAGCACGAUGGACAGGCGGGCGGUCAGCCCGCACAACAGGAGCGGCAAGGAAAUUCCAUGUUCCGAACACUCAUCCAAGGUGUUGCCAUGUAUAUGGCCAUGCAGUUUGUCAUGAAGCAGUUCAUGGGCGGCCCGAAAACAGCAACAGUCCGCGACGCCAGUGGAAACACUGUCCAGGUUGUGGGGCCCGGUCAAAUACCGCGCUAUAGCGAACGGCCGACGCAUCUGGACGAGGGCGCCGCUUAUAACCAGAUACCACAACUGGUUGCGCCGAUUUGGCCCGACAACAGCGUAGUCGAUGUCAUUGUCACGGUCUCGCCCAGCUUCGCCCCUAGUCCCAUCAAGGAUCUUCCUAAGGAUGCAAUCGUGUUUGAGGAGAAGCAGUUCCGGAUUGGCAACUGGACCGAGAAGCGUGUCGCAGAGGGAACUGUCUACUUUCCCACGCCUGUUCAGCAUAAUGGAACGCUUUGGGGUCAUUUCUAUGUCGGGCUCUCAGGAGCCCCACUGGACCCAACCCAGCCAGGCUACGACCCGGGUUCGGCUUACCACUUCGUCUACCCGCUUACCCAGUACAUUCCGAAGAGAAAGGAGGCAAAGACGAGGAAUCUUCUAAGCGAUGCAACCGAGGUCGCCGAGGAAGCGGCGGAGGAAGAACCCGCGCAGCCUGGACCGGUCAUUGCCAACUACUAUCACCCGAACGUGUCGCUCUCUUUCAUCCCCAACUCGGGGGUCAUUCCCUUUCCACAAGCGCACCCUGCAGUUCGCCAGUUCAUACGCCUCGAGGCAACGGGUGCACGUGACGGAACUGGCCAGAACUCAUGGUACUAUCCGAUCCUCUUCGUGAACACAUUCUGGCAGCUCAAGUCCCAGAUGACCCUGCUCAACGACACGGUCAAGAGCAUGCCCAUCCGGUUUGACCUCAACAACCUGGCCGACUGGAAGUUCAAGACUAUGGCAUCCAUCGAUCUGAGUAGCAAGGAAACGGCCCGCCAGGCCGCCUACGGAAACCCCUUGCCGGGCGGUGGCGACGGAAGCGAGAUUGAAAUGAUCAAGGAGAUCUUCAUUGAUACGAACCCGAUUCUCCUCGGCGUCACCAUUGUCGUCAGCAUUGCGCACAUGAUCCUCGAAACGCUGGCGUUCGGUUCCGACAUUGCACACUACCGCAAAAAGAAGGACAAUGUGGGCAUCUCUGUGCGGUCGAUCCUUGCCAACGUUUUCAUGCAGACAAUCAUUUUCCUCUACCUAGUGGACCAGUCUCAAAACACCAGCUGGAUGAUAUUGGGCUCGCAGGCCAUCGGCAUAAUUAUCGAGCUCUGGAAGGUCACCACGGUGGUUAAUGUUCGGAUGCGCCCCGCGCCGGGGUCCCUGAUACCAUAUCGGAUAUCGUUCGAGGAUAAGCACAAGCUCAGCGAGACCGAAGAGAAGACGAAGGAGUACGACGAGAUUGCCUUCAAGUACAUGUACUGGGCCGGUGUUCCCCUACUCGUCGCGUACGCCGUCUACUCGCUCAUCUACGAGUCACACAAAUCAUGGUACUCGUACAUCAUCACGACUCUGGUCGGCUCCGUGUACGCUUACGGCUUCUUGAUGAUGGUGCCAUCGCUCUACAUCAACUAUCGGCUCAAGAGCGUGGCGCACAUGCCGGCGAAGGCCAUGAUGUACAAGUUCCUCAACACCUUCAUCGACGACCUGUUUGCCUUCACCAUCAAGAUGCCCAUUCUCCACCGCCUGGCCACGUUCAGAGACGACAUCAUCUUCUUUGUGUACCUGUACCAGCGGUGGGCGUACAAGGUUGACUAUACUCGCGUCAACGAGUUUGGCCAGGGCGGCGAGGAUGAGGUGGAGGAGAAGAAAGAGGCAGACAAAAGCUCACCUGCAGCCGCUGCAGGCACCACUGCCAUGGCUACGGGUGCCGAUGCGCCCAAGGCGACCAAGAGGAAGUAGUCUAGGGCUGGAGGAUGCUACUCGUAAUAGACCUGUUUGAACACUGACAGAUGAGAUAGAGUGCAUAAUGAAAAUUGGCCGUAUCAGGCCUCAGACUGUUGGUCCCUCU
Molecule: messenger RNA, 2202 nt
Organism: Chaetomium strumarium
Lineage: Eukaryota; Fungi; Ascomycota; Sordariomycetes; Sordariales; Chaetomiaceae
Product: cleft lip and palate transmembrane protein 1-domain-containing protein
Exons: 2
Coding region: 144-2093 (649 amino acids)
Cellular component (GO): endomembrane system; membrane
Source: RefSeq, a predicted model, not a curated record